Molecule: messenger RNA, 4820 nt
Organism: Aplysia californica (California sea hare)
Lineage: Eukaryota; Metazoa; Mollusca; Gastropoda; Aplysiida; Aplysiidae
Product: fatty acyl-CoA reductase 1
Biological process (GO): long-chain fatty-acyl-CoA metabolic process
Cellular component (GO): peroxisome
Molecular function (GO): alcohol-forming very long-chain fatty acyl-CoA reductase (NADP+) activity
Source: RefSeq, a predicted model, not a curated record
AUUAUUUAUACAAAAUAUUUUAUUUCUCAGGCAUCAAGGUGUGAAUUCGGGAAAUAAAGACGAUGCUAAAAGAAGAGGAAGAGCUUUGUUUCAUUUUUUCAAAGGCUACAAAGAAGAGCUUGAUGAUUGUCAGCCUGAGUUAAUUUUUAAGGUGACAGCCUAGGCCCCCAAAAAACUGGCAUUGUCGCUUUUAUGAUAGAAAAUUGAAAAUGGAAGCGUAUACGUUUCCGUAUUGGCCAGCAACAACUGUCUGCAGAGAGGAUCAGACCCGGACAAACAGUCGUAGCUAGUAUUAUGUGUUUACCGAGUGGAUUUUGCAUUCGCAGCGAAUUGAGUGUAUUCUACUUUUUAAAAUUUGUUGUGCUUGCUCGGAUACUGCUUGAAAUUCAUCAGGAAUUUGCGGUUUCCAAGACUUUGUAUUGAAUAUAAAUCUCUAUUUUUGCUCUUUUCGGGACUCCGCCGUGCAGACAGAACACUGAACAGGAUUGUUUUGACUGACUGAUUAUAAUCGAAGUCUAGCCGAGUUCGAUCUUAUUGCAUUUGUCUUGAUAGUGCACAAGACGCAAGAUCAACUUGCAUUCAGUGACGAACAAUAACAAGAAAAGAAAAAGAGCACGUGACAGCUUGGAAAAGGUAGAUGAAAAGCAAAGCAAACUGUUGUCGAGACUUGACAGAACGUCGGGGUUGUGAACUAAGUACAGACAAAUAAUAUGAAAGAUUCGAAAUUCUCAAAGUACUGUCCAACGGACACCGAUUCGACCGUCCCUGCCAUUUGGGAAAACGAAAUGACAACAAUUGGAAGCAGAAGGAAAUGAUUCGUUGGUCCCGCAGUGAAGGGCUUUUUCGUUGAUGAGCUGAGAGGGAAGUAGAAUGUCCUCGGAGGAUUGUGAACAAGGUGGUGGUGAGAUGACUGUUUCCUCUCCUCAACAGCCCUCAAAGACGAACCAGAGCAGCAGUAUUGUCAAGGAUCUUAUCAUGAAAACAACAAUGGUUCCUGAGAAGGAGGUCGUGGUCAACGGCUUUCAUAAUACCCUCAACGGUGCGGGAGAGGACCAAGAGACUCUGCGUAAGCCAGGGGAUUCCAACACAUUCACUAACUCCAACGGCAGUAACAAAAUCCCAACAUCAAUGGAUCCUGUAACCUCUCCUCUGUCGUCUCCAUUGACUCAAGUUGCCUCUACCCUGGCGCCAAGCCUAAAACAGUAUGAGGAUUUUUUACCCAAAACAACUCAGGAUGGAGUAGGCUCCCCUUCCCGUACCACCCCGGAAAUGUCCAUCCUACACGAACAUUAUGAACAUCGUCAUGCCACCUCGCCAAAAUUGGCUGUCUCGGCCGGCGAGCUCACGGUGCCCCUGUAUUACGCGGGCAAGAGUGUGUUGUUGACAGGUGGGACGGGCUUUGUGGGCAAGGUGUUUAUCGAGAAGUUGCUUCGCAGCUGUCCGGAGCUGGACUCUCUCUACUGUCUGAUCCGACCCAAGAACAAGCAGAGCAUCGAGGCCAGGCUCAACGAGAUCACCAGCACCAAGUUGUUUGACCGUCUUCGCAAAGAGCGGCCAGAUUUCGCCAGCAAGCUCCGGCCCAUCCAUGGCGAUAUGCUCCUGCCAGACCUGGGCCUGUCUCCUGAAGACCGUGCCGAGCUGGAGCAGAAGAUCAACAUUGUGUUCCACAGCGCAGCCACCAUACGCUUUGACGAGCCGCUCCGUGUGGCGGUGGAGAUGAACGUGGUCGCAGUGCGCAAGAUGUUGGCGCUGGCGCGCAAGCUAGAGCACCUGGAGGCCUUUGUCCACGUGUCCACGGCGUACGCCAACUGCGACCGGCCGUACAUUGAAGAGACAGUGUACCCACCCCCUGUGGAGCCGCAGAAGAUCAUUGAUGUCCUCGAAUGGAUGGACGACGAGAUGCUGGAGCUGUUCACGCCCAAGCUGAUGGGGGAGAAGCCCAACACGUACACGUACACCAAACAGUUGGCCGAGCACCUGCUCAUCACAGAGGGCGCCGGUCUCCCCCUGGCCAUCGUCAGACCAUCCAUCGUUGGUGCCGCCUGGAAAGAACCCUUUCCGACCUACCACGCCACCACGGGCGGCUGCAACCCCUACACCUGGGGAGAUAUCAGUGGCAUCGUGAACAAAUCCUACAAGCAGAUCCCUCUGGAGGGGUGCUUUAGACGUCCCAACGUGGCCAUCGUAAGCAAUAAUUUCCUGCACGAGUACUGGACGUGCGUGAGUCACCUGAUCCCGGCUUACAUGAUCGACCUGGCCUACAGGAUGAUGGGCAAGAAGCCACGCAUGGUGAGGCUGUACAACAAGCUGCACCGCUCGAUCGAUGUUCUCAAGUUCUUCACCUGCAACGAGUGGCAGUGGUCCAGCACCAACCACGACAUGCUCAAACACCAGCUCACACCCUUGGACCAAAAGAUGUUCUACUUUGACCCGAAGCCCCUCCACUGGCCGACGUACAUCGAGAACUACUGUAUGGGGGCCAAGAAGUACGUGCUGAACGAGGAUCUGUCUGGAUUGCCUGCGGCCCGAGCACACGUGCGCAAGCUGCGGAUCAUCCGGUACCUGUUCAACAUGUCCGUGGCCGUCGUACUGUGGCGUGUGCUCAUCGCCAAGUCGCAGUUUGCCCGAAACCUGUGGUUCUUCAUCGUGGGUCUCGUCUCCAAGUUUGUCCAGUACUUCAGGAUCACCAGCACUAUGCACAAAUGAUUGAGGGAGGGAGGGCCGCGGUUCGUCGCUCACUCUUUCCCUGAAGGACACCAGUUCUCUCUCCUGUUUUGUUAAUUUAAUGAAUUUGUACCCAUUUCAGGCGCUAAUUUGAAUGGCUGUGGCUGAAAAAGGCCUUGUGACUUGUGACAUGGAGCCAAAAAAGUCGUCUUCUUCCCCUAUGUUGUUAUAGGGUGCAGUAAAACCUUUUCUCAUGUGUCUGAUUGAUUUUUGUGUGUGUGUGUGUGUCAGUGUAUGUGCACAUGAACGGAUGGGUGUGUGUGUUUGUGUAUGCAUGUGUAUGUAUGUGUGUGAGACUGUUUGUGCAUGUGUGUGUGAGAAAAGUGACGGAGGCAUUGAUUAAGAACCCCACAAGAGUUCUCACAAUUUCAAGCGAAGGACAUUACUUACGGCCUUCUGCAAGGUUCGUCCAGUAUAUUACCUCAAAGCCGUGUUCCCCAAGAGCCUGGAGUAUCCUGCGACCUGCUAAAGUCAAAGGUCGUGCCAUGGAGUCAUUUGGCUUUGAAAAAAUCAGUUUUCGAAAGCUACUAAUUUUUAGUAGCAUAUCAGUGUGGAGUGGCUGCAAGACAAGCGGGUAGAACCUUUUUUUUCGUGAAGGAAAUGUCACUGUGAGCUCAUCCUGUAAGCUGUUAAUUUAAUGGCCCAGCUGGUUACAGAGUGAGAAUUGUGGGAUAAAUGUGAUGAGACUUGAACCCUUGCUAGCGUAUGUUGCCAGAAUAUUGCUGGUUUUGACACCACCUUGGUUUGUUUGGUCGGUUGUGUCUUUUCCCAGUCCAUCGUCAGAUUGUCACAUGAUGUUAUGGUUAAGAGAUUUGUUAUGGAGAUUUGUCGUAAAUGUUGAAUCUAAAACCCCGCACGCGUCUUGAGAGUGCGGUGACUUCAGAAGUUGUUUGCUCGUUUGUUUUUUUUGUUUACAAACUGGAAGAAGGACAUGCUUGAGUGCAGCUUUGUAAGUCGAUGACUCUCAAUUGUUUUUUUGUUACGAGUUGUAUUCCUGAUGAAUGUUUGUGAGAAACAGAAAUCUCAUUUUUAAACCAUAUAUUUAGCGAACCUGUUAUUAUUAGCAUUGUUCCGUCAAGGUUGUUACUGAUGUCAUGAUGUGUAAAGUAACACAGCUUUGUAACUGCCACUCCUGGUGCUCUUGUAAGCUGUUGCUUUUGCAUAGCUCAUUUCAAAAUUUCAGGUACUGUUUUGCAGGCUGCAAUAUGCUUGCUUCAAAAUAAAAGAUAGACCUAACAAAUAUUUUAAAUCUGAAUUUUUUCCACUUUUAAGGUGCUAUAGAUUUAGAGGAAUAUAUAAUACAUAAAACAAUAUUUUCCCCUACCUGUUAAGCGGAGCACUUAGAAACACUCUUCUGUAUUUUAGCUAUAAAGAUGUUACCACACCACCCCCCACACUGUACCCAAUUUGCUCAAGUUGUGAGUGAUUGUGGUCUGCCAUGGUGGGUUGAUUGUGAGCUUUUUUUUUUUAAGUUUCAAGAAUGAUGCUUUUUUAUGGACCGAGCUGUAAUGUUCCUACAAGAAAGCAUUAUUUUAUUAUUAGAUAUACGUUUAUGCUUUGCAAAAUUAUAAGCUUCAUGGCUAUAUAUUUUAUGAAAAAAAGUAGUACCUUGUUGUCAUCAAAAUAUGGUAGUUUAUUAUGCCAGACUGUGGUACCAUCGAUGUUUCAGUGUUUAAAGAUCAAAUUUAGCCCCUCUUCUACCCUACCCUCGGUACCUGACGUUGACCCGAAAAUGAUAGUUUAGCAGGAUUCUGCUGUUGACUAGACAAGGGUGUUGGAAGGACUGGUUUGACAGUUACCUUGGAGGCGGCUGUGUCAGGCAUAAGUCUUGCUUGGGUUGUUUUUUUCAAAUAUCUCAGCUCAUUAGUCAUGACCAGUAUCUUACCUCAUUAGUUUGUUGUUGCCCAGAGGUUACACUCCGAGUUACAAACAAACAAUAAAAAAAAUAAAAUUAAAAAAAGCAUUUUAAGCCACCUACCACAAUGACCCUAUCCCCAUGCUCCCGGCUCUGCGUGGUUUUCUUUUCCCCAUUCUCUGUACUGCAACUUGGUCAAGGUUGUAUGUCUGCUGUAUUCACUUGCUCAAAUAAAAAAGAA